This is a messenger RNA of Aspergillus ochraceoroseus IBT 24754, 1599 nucleotides long. Its product is annotated as GYF domain-containing protein. The coding region runs from base 94 to 1458 and encodes 454 amino acids. The transcript has a single exon. Gene Ontology annotation, cellular component: U5 snRNP. Gene Ontology annotation, molecular function: protein binding. The record is from RefSeq and is a predicted model, not a curated record. Lineage: Eukaryota; Fungi; Ascomycota; Eurotiomycetes; Eurotiales; Aspergillaceae.
CAGUCCUGGUCUAAGCCCGAGAAAAUCUACUCCAAUAUUCUUUCACUCUUCAAAGAGGUAAAAAAAAAAAGCAACCUCUAAUCCCAAUUACAGAUGGCUUCCUCUCUUCCGCGCCCUAAACGGGUGGGUGAAGACUUUACGCGCACCCACCACGCAGAGGAGGACUAUGAGAACGGCCCCUCCAAGAAGCCUCGAUUUGACAUCCGGAACCCCUCUACUCUCGCCCCUGAUGCGCUCGAUGACGAUGCGAUCCUAGAUGCUGAUGAGAUCGGGCGGCGAGGGCAACAAGUGCGCCGCAAAGCCGUCAAUAUUGAUGGCUACGAGUCGGACAGUGACAAUGAAGGAUUUGAUGGGCGAGCUUCAGCCAAGGCGAAGCAAAACCAAGCUACACAGGAAGCAGACGACGAUAUGUUUGCAGAGCUAGAGGCAGACUUUGGGGCCGGGGAAGUGGAUGGCGAUGAAGCGAUACACAAAAACAAGAAAGCUGUGCGAUUCCUAAGAGAUGAUGAAAUCGAAGGGCAGGUCGCGUCGUCAAAAAGCGGACGCACAUUGCGCGCAGAUCUAAGCCAAGGCGCCGAUGCUGUUGAGGUUGACGAGGAAGACGAGGAAGACGAGGAAGACAGUGGCAGUGAUGUCGCAGACGAAGAUCGUGCCAGGCUUGAGACAGGCAUGGAUGAAGAGCUAGGCGCUGGGGCCAAGAAAAAACACGCCCCUUUGCUGGAUGCGUUCAACAUGCGAACUGAGCAGGAGGAAGGUCGGUUUGAUGAUCAAGGAAAUUAUGUACGGAAAGCAGUUGACCCCGAUGCGGUCUAUGAUUCAUGGCUUGAAGGGGUGUCUAAGAAGGACAUUCGCCGGGCAAAGGAAGCGGCUGACAAGAGGGAGGCUGUAAGGAAAGAACAGGACCGUUUGAAUGAUAGUGUUUUGACAGCAGAUGCUUUGAAGACCCUUAUAACCCACCUGCAACGCGGCGAAACAGCACUAGAUGCGCUUGGGAGGAUAGGAAAGGGCGACUCCAAGAAGCCCAAAUGGCAGGCCAAGCGAAACAAGAACCGGCCUAAGGGCAACUCAGAAGACACUGAAAUGGCAGAAGAUGAUCCAAAAGAGGCCGCUCGCAAAGAGGCAAUCGACGCUCUUACGGGGGCUGCUGAUAUCCUUAUGGCAAGAGGACAGCCAGAAAUCUACGAUACUGAACGCGAAAUUCUUACCAGACAAUACCGACGUGAGACAGGUGAAGACUGGGUUGACCCUCCGCAGCAUACGGACCCCGUUACUGCGGACAAUGGCCCGACAAUGUGGGAAUACCGCUGGUCUGAUGCCCGUGACGGUGGCGCUGUGCAUGGCCCUUACGACAAAUUGACCAUGGAAUCUUGGAACAAUGCGGGAUAUUUUGGCGAAGGGGUUGAAUUUCGACGAGUCUCCGAUACAGGUGAAUGGAGUGCACAGGUCACUUUUGUAUAAUAAUCAUUUUAGUAUGGACUUUUACGUGUAUAGAAUUUGAGAUACCAUAAGGUGGGAAGUAUUAAUAUCUUCAUUAUCAUUCAGAGCUAGCAUUUCUUUUGGUAGAAUUCAACUUAAAACCCAAAUAUCAAAAUACCAUAU